This is a messenger RNA of Maudiozyma saulgeensis, 1467 nucleotides long. The record is from the annotation of a GenBank genome assembly. Lineage: Eukaryota; Fungi; Ascomycota; Saccharomycetes; Saccharomycetales; Saccharomycetaceae.
AUGGCCGACAUUAAUCAACUUAUCUCUCAAGCUGAAAACUACUUCAAUCAAGGUGAUCAUGGACAAGCUGUCUCUUCCUUAACUGAUGCUGUUAAGGCUAAUCCAGACAAUCAACAAAUGUCUUCUAUUGAAUCCCUAAUUGGGAAAAUCGCGAAUUAUAUCAUGGGUAAUCAAUCUAAUGAUUCUAAUUCUCGUGGUAUUAGCGAUAUGUUUAUGAGUACCUUACAAGCUAAUAACAAUGGUUCUACUCAAUCUCAGUUAGGUAAAUUGGCUCUGUUGUCUACUGUCUUAUCUGGUGGUAACAGUAAUAGAAAUAAUAGCAGCAAUGGAUUUGAUUUAAACUCUGUUAUGUCCAUGUUAGGUGGUAGUAACAAUAACAAUGGUGGUAAUGGUGCCAUGGGCAGUGGUGGUUUAGCUUCUUUGGCUUCCCAAUUUUUUGGUAGUCAAGGUCAAGGUCAAAACCAAAACCAAAACCAAGGUCAAGGUCAAGGUCAAUCUUCCUUUAGUUCUUUAGCUUCUGCAGCUUCCUCAUUUUUAGGUCAUAAGAAUAGUAACCAAAAUCAACAACAAAGCAAUAAUAACAAUAAUUCUGGUUCCUAUGGUAAUGACAACUAUGGUUCUAACAACAACGACAAUAACAACUCCUACGGUAACAAUACUGAUAGCUAUGGAUCCAAGAAGAACUCCAGUUCCUACGAUAAUAACGAUGACAACUAUGGUUCUAACAACAAUAACUCUAGCUCUUAUGGUAACAAUGAUGACAACUAUGGAUCUAAGAAGAACUCAAGUUACGGUAAUGAUAACGAUGACAACUAUGGCUCCAAGAAGAAUUCUAGUUACGGUAACAACGAUGACAACUACGGUUCUAACAAUGACAACUACGGUUCCAAGAAGAAUUCUAGUUACGGUAACAACGAUGACAACUAUGGUUCUAACAAUGAUAGUUAUGGAUCUAAGAAGAACUCAAAUUAUGGUAAUAAUGAUGAUGAUUACAGCUCCAAUAACAACAACAACUCUAGCUCUUAUGGCAGAAACGAUGAUGACAAUUAUGGCUCUAACAACAAAACCUCUAACUCCUACGGUAGAAAUGAUGACGAUAGAUAUGGUAAUGACAGCUACGGUUCAAACAACAAUGACUCUUAUGGUAAUUCUAACAAGAAUAAUAAAUAUGGUUCUAACAACAGUGAUAAUUACCGUAAUGAUAACGAUAACGACUAUGGUUCUGCUUCAAACCAAUCUGGAAACAAUGGACAAAGUGGUCAUCAAGAAAGUUCAUUUUCCAAGUUGGCUAACAUGGCUAGCUCUUAUCUAAGCAACCAAAACCAAGGUCAAGGUCAAGGUCAAAAUCAAAAUCAAGGACAAGAUCAAGGUGGUAUUGGCUCUACCAUUGCUUCAAUGGCUAACAUGUAUAUUUCUGGAAACAAACAAAACCAGAACCAAAACCAAAACAACUAUGACAACUACUAG